Mixia osmundae IAM 14324 is the source of this 2421-nucleotide messenger RNA. RefSeq lists its product as uncharacterized. Gene Ontology annotation, molecular function: catalytic activity. NCBI's taxonomy places the organism in Eukaryota, Fungi, Basidiomycota, Mixiomycetes, Mixiales, Mixiaceae. Bases 1 to 2421 code for a protein of 806 amino acids. The transcript has 15 exons. The record is from RefSeq and is a predicted model, not a curated record.
AUGACGAGCUGGGAUAAGAGCAAAGAGACCUUCAACGAGUUCGGACUCUCGGUCGCGCUCGCCGAAGCUCGAGCCGGCUUCGAUGAAGGUGGUAUCCCGAUCGGCGCCGCGUUGAUCCGUUCAGACGGCGAGAUUAUCAGCAAAGGCAGAAAUCAGCGUGUCCAACUCGGUAGCGCUACCCGACAUGGCGAAAUAGACUGUCUGGAGAGAGCCGGUCGUUUGACUGCUUCCGUAUACAGAGAUUGCACCAUGUUUACGACGCUGUCGCCCUGCCCAAUGUGUUCAGGGGCAAUCAUCCUCUUUGGCAUCAAAAUCUGCGUUCUCGGCGAGAACGAGACCUUCAUGGGGGGCGAGAAGACUCUCGAGCAAGCGGGGGUCUCUCUCGUCAACGCAAAUGAUCAGAGGUGCAAAGACAUCAUGGCCGCAUUCAUCAAGGCUCACCCUGAUGUCUGGAAUGAAGACAUCGGACCCAUAGCCUGGAAAAUCUGCGUACGAGUGGGAAUGGUCACCGCUCCUUCGCUAAACUACCACGCAAGAUCGACAUGCGCGCACACAGAGCGUCCUGCCUUGCACAGUAGACAGUCACGUUUCGUGCAGCGAUACAUUCACAUCAUGUCAGGCCCAGGCGAAGUCAGCAUGGAGGGCCGUCUCGGUCAUCUGGAUGAGAAACAGACAAAGUGUCUCAAAGAGUUCUGGAGCAAGUUCCUCAAGUUAGCAAAAGAAGGCGAGUCGCCCAUUGCCGGCGUCAAGGCCAGCAAGCAAGGCGCCGAAGAUGGGCAGGGUGAUGAGAAGAAGGGUGGCGCCGCAGCGUUCGGGGGCAAGGCCAAGGAUGACAAGGCGAAGGACGCGCAGGCUGCCGAAAAGGAGAAGAAGGAGCUCUCGGCACUCAUUGGCAAGCACGGAUCCGAGAAAUUCCACGACGCCUUCUGGGAGUUUGCUCGAGGUGAAAAUCCGGACGCCCUUUGCCUCCGUUUUCUUCGUGCAAGGAAGUGGGAUGUUGAUCGCGCCUUUAUGAUGAUGGCGGCUGCCGUCAAAUGGCGCAUCGAAGAAGGCGUCGAGGAAAUCCGACGUCUUGGCGAGGAGGGACUUUGCAAGGAAGAUGGCUUCCAGCUGCAAUACGACAAAGGAAAGUCGUACAUACACGGCACAGACAAGAACGGCCGACCUGUCGUGUUCAUCCAUGUCGCCAAGCAUAAGCCUUCUGAACAGUCACAAAAAUCGCUGGAACGAUUUACGAUCUUCAAUAUGGAGACUGCAAGAACUCUGAUGGCAUCGAGCGAGACUUUCCAGGGCACGCUCAUCUUCGAUAUGACAGGCUUUGGCCUGUCCAACAUGGAUUGGGCAUGCGUGUCGUUCAUCGUCAAAUGCUUCGAAGCGUACUAUCCAGAGACACUGGGUCUCGCGCUCAUCCACAAAGCACCGUGGGUAUUCCAAGGCAUCUGGAAGAUUCUAGGACCUUUGCUUGAUCCAGUCGUACGAUCAAAGAUCGAUUUUACCAAGAACGAGGCAGCGCUCGAGAAAUAUGUUGAUGCUGACCAUCUCAAGACUGCCAUGGGCGGGCAGCUGGAUUGGGAUUGGCACUUCAAUCCGCCUCUGCCAGAUGAGAACAAAGCCCAGUCAGAUGAGACUGGAAAGAAAGAGCGCGUUGGCAAAUGGAAAGAGAUUUGUAAGGAGUGGGAAGAGACCACCCAGAAGUGGAUCGACGGCGACGAAAAGGCGGGCGAGAAACGCAGUGGCGCUCUGACCAAGCUCUACACUAUCCGAUGUCUUGAAGCCGAUCCAUAUGUGCGCGGCCGCACGACAUACAGUCGAGACGGAACCGAGGUAGGCGACGGGCGAGUCAAAUGGGUCUAUAAUGGCAAGACAGAGGAAGCGGGCACAAGCGCGGACGACUGGCGCAAAGAUCUCGGCAUUGAGGGCAAGUGCCCACGCAAUGGUGGCAAAGAAGGAGACACCGGUGAUUCCGCUACGUCUGGCGAAGGCGGUGCCGCCGCGGCAGCUGCAGGCGCGGGAGGUGCUGCUGCGUCCAAGCCGAAUGGCACGCUUGCCAAGGUUAAAUCGAAGACAGCUAACGCGGUCAGCAUCGUCACGCCUGGACCUUCAAAUGCAGAAAAGGAAGCCGAAGCGAAGAGAGUUGCUGAGGAGAAGCAGAAGGCCGCUGAAGAGAAGCGCAAGAAGGAAGAGGCUGCCGCGCAGAAGAAGAAGGAAGAAGAAGAGGCUGCUAAGAAGCGCGAAGAGGAAGAGCAGCAGCAGCAAGCCAAUGCCAGCUACAUUGCCAAGACGCAAAGCGCUGUCAAUGGCGCUGCCACGAAGGCGACAGAAGUACUCAGUCCGCUCGCUAACAAAGCCGCCGACUAUGUACCAGCUGCGCUCGGUGGGGAUGCGCUCAAGGACGCAACUGCGCCCGCAGAAGCCAAGUAG